Microplitis demolitor is the source of this 4125-nucleotide messenger RNA. RefSeq names its product probable WRKY transcription factor protein 1. The record is from RefSeq and is a predicted model, not a curated record. Gene Ontology annotation, cellular component: guanyl-nucleotide exchange factor complex. The transcript has 6 exons. Lineage: Eukaryota; Metazoa; Arthropoda; Insecta; Hymenoptera; Braconidae. The annotation marks the transcript as partial.
AAUAAUAAAAAUAAAAAUAAAAAUAAUAAUAAUAAUAAUAAUAAUAAUAAUAAUAAUAAUAAUAAUAAUAAUAAUAAUAAAAAUAAUAAUAAUAAUAAUAAUAAUAAUAAAAAUAAUAAUAAUAAUAAUAAUAAUAAUAAUAAUAAUAAUAAUAAUAAUAAUAAUAAUAAUAAUAAUAAUAAUAAUAAUAAUAAAAAUAAUAAUAAUAAUAAUAAUAAUAAUAAUAAUAAUAAUAAUAAUAAUAAUAAUAAUAAUAAAAAUAAUAAUAAUAAUAAUAAUAAUAAUAAUAAUAAUAAUAAUAAUAAUAAUAAUAAUAAUAAUAAUAAUAAUAAUAAAAAUAAUAAUAAUAAUAAUAAUAAUAAUAAUAAUAAUAAUAAUAAUAAAAUUAAAAAUGAAGUUUUUAUAUUACUGACAAAUAUGCAAGGAUUCAUUCACCAUAAAGAUGAGCUGGAAAUUGUUAUAAAUGAUAUGAGACCUGAUAUUGUAUGUAUCACAGAAACACAUGUGACAAAAGACAUAGAAGAACAUGAAAUAGAUAUCAAAAAUUAUAAUAGCAUUAAUGUAUACUCUGGAAACAAACGGACGGGAGGAGUGACAAUAUAUUUAAGGAAGGAAAUUAAAUUUAAGGAACUUCAAAAUGUGGUGGACUUAGGAGAAGAAGAGAAAAAUAUGUGGAUCAGUAAUGUGAAGCUGGAAGGAAAAUAUGAGAAGGGUGAUUAUCAAAUAGUACAGGAGUGCGAGGAAUUAGUUGAAAGUGGACAAGUGAUUUUGGUCGGUGAUUUUAAUAUAGACAUAAGUAAAGAAACGCAAUAUUCGAAAAAGUUACUGAAAGAAAUGAAAAGCUUGGGUCUAAAAAAAUGUUUUAAUUCCUAUAGGAGAUGUACAAAAAGUUCAAGUACAACUAUUGAUUUAGUGUUUUCUAAUAUGAGUAUCAAGACGGAAGUGAUUGAGAAACCUAGGAUUUCGGAUCAUUUCAUGAUUAAAGUUACCGUACCCAGAAAAGUUGAAGUAGAAUAUGAUAAUGGUCUGUAUAUAGGAUAUAAAAGAGAUUACAGCAAUGAUAAUAAAAAACUAUAUAAGAACGUGUUAAAUGAUAAGUAUCGAAAGUGGAAAGAGAAUAAGAAAGCUCUUAAUGUCGAUGAUGUAGACGCACGAGUAGACGGAGUGACUGAAGUUAUUAUUGAAAGUAUGAACGAAAUUGCACCGAUGAAAAGGAAACAGAUUGAGAAACAAAAAAAAGACUCGGAAAAGAUGUGGAAAAAUUUAGAAGAAAUUAUUGGAGAUAAGCAAAAGAGCAAAGGACAGAGUGACAUUGUGUUUAGGGGUAUAAAUUACACUGACGAAAGCAUGAUUGCUGAUAAAUUUAACGAAUACUUUAUUGAAAGUAUAGAUGAAAUUGUAAAGGAUGAAAACGAAGUUGAUAAUAUAAUAAAAAACUUAGACAAAAAUAAAUGUAAAAAUGAAGAAGUAUCGACCGACAUCAUAAUACCUGUAUGGAAUGUUAAUAGAGGAGUUAUUAUUGAUAUGAUUAACUGUAGUAUUGAACAAUGUAAAAUACCUGCAUUGUGGAAGAACUCUAUAAUACAUCCUAUACAAAAAGUAAGAGGGAGUAGAAAAGCAGAAGACUAUCGGCCAAUAAAUACAUUACCAAUCUUAGAGAAAAUAUUGGAAGAGAUAAUUAAAAAUCAAUUAGAAGAACAUAUAACAAAGAACAAAAUAUUAAAAGAAGAACAAUCAGGAUUUAGGACGGGGCACUCAUGUGAGACAGCUUUGCUGAAGAUUAUAAGUGAACGGAAAGCAGGAUUGGAUGAAGGAAAGUUGUAUGGAGUAUUGUAUUUGGAUUUGAAGAGAGCUUUUAAGACGAUCAACAUAAACAGACUUAUUGAAAAAUUAGAAAGAAAGUGUGGCGUAAAGCAGAAGGCAAUUGAAUGGUUGAAAUCAUAUUUGAAUAAUAGGACUCAGCAAGUUAGAUAUGGAAAAGGAGUGUCGAAAAAGAAAAAAAAUAAUAAUAAUAAUAAUAAUAAUAAUAAUAAUAAUAAUAAUAAUGAUAAUAAUAAUAAUAAUAAUAAUAAUAAAAAUAAUAAUAAUAAUAAUAAUAAUAAUAAUAAUAAUAAUAAUAAUAAUAAUAAUAAUAAUAAUAAUAAUAAUAAUAAUAAAAAUAAUAAUAAUAAUAAUAAUAAUAAUAAUAAUAAUAAUAAUAAUAAUAAUAAUAAUAAUAAUAAUAAUAAUAAUAAUAAUAAUAAUAAUAAUAAUAAUAAUAAUAAUAAUAAUAAUAAUAAUAAUAAUAAUAAUAAUAAUAAUAAUAAUAAUAAUAAUAAUAAUAAUAAUAAUAAUAAUAAUAAUAAUAAUAAUAAUAAUAAUAAUAAUAAUAAUAAUAAUAAUAAUAAUAAUAAUAAUAAUAAUAAUAAUAAUAAUAAUAAUAAUAAUAAUAAUAAUAAUAAUAAUAAUAAUAAUAAUAAUAAUAAUAAUAAUAAUAAUAAUAAUAAUAAUAAUAAUAAUAAUAAUAAUAAUAAUAAUAAUAAUAAUAAUAAUAAUAAUAAUAAUAAUAAUAAUAAUAAUAAUAAUAAUAAUAAUAAUAAUAAUAAUAAUAAUAAUAAUAAUAAUAAUAAUAAUAAUAAUAAUAAUAAUAAUAAUAAUAAUAAUAAUAAUAAUAAUAAUAAUAAUAAUAAUAAUAAUAAUAAUAAUAAUAAUAAUAAUAAUAAUAAUAAUAAUAAUAAUAAUAAUAAUAAUAAUAAUAAUAAUAAUAAUAAUAAUAAUAAUAAUAAUAAUAAUAAUAAUAAUAAUAAUAAUAAUAAUAAUAAUAAUAAUAAUAAUAAUAAUAAUAAUAAUAAUAAUAAUAAUAAUAAUAAUAAUAAUAAUAAUAAUAAUAAUAAUAAUAAUAAUAAUAAUAAUAAUAAUAAUAAUAAUAAUAAUAAUAAUAAUAAUAAUAAUAAUAAUAAUAAUAAUAAUAAUAAUAAUAAUAAUAAUAAUAAUAAUAAUAAUAAUAAUAAUAAUAAUAAUAAUAAUAAUAAUAAUAAUAAUAAUAAUAAUAAUAAUAAUAAUAAUAAUAAUAAUAAUAAUAAUAAUAAUAAUAAUAAUAAUAAUAAUAAUAAUAAUAAUAAUAAUAAUAAUAAUAAUAAUAAUAAUAAUAAUAAUAAUAAUAAUAAUAAUAAUAAUAAUAAUAAUAAUAAUAAUAAUAAUAAUAAUAAUAAUAAUAAUAAUAAUAAUAAUAAUAAUAAUAAUAAUAAUAAUAAUAAUAAUAAUAAUAAUAAUAAUAAUAAUAAUAAUAAUAAUAAUAAUAAUAAUAAUAAUAAUAAUAAUAAUAAUAAUAAUAAUAAUAAUAAUAAUAAUAAUAAUAAUAAUAAUAAUAAUAAUAAUAAUAAUAAUAAUAAUAAUAAUAAUAAUAAUAAUAAUAAUAAUAAUAAUAAUAAUAAUAAUAAUAAUAAUAAUAAUAAUAAUAAUAAUAAUAAUAAUAAUAAUAAUAAUAAUAAUAAUAAUAAUAAUAAUAAUAAUAAUAAUAAUAAUAAUAAUAAUAAUAAUAAUAAUAAUAAUAAUAAUAAUAAUAAUAAUAAUAAUAAUAAUAAUAAUAAUAAUAAUAAUAAUAAUAAUAAUAAUAAUAAUAAUAAUAAUAAUAAUAAUAAUAAUAAUAAUAAUAAUAAUAAUAAUAAUAAUAAUAAUAAUAAUAAUAAUGAUUAUAGAAAGUUCAUUGUCUGUGUUGGUUAUGAUAUCAAAUUAUUAAGCGAUAAGGAUGAGAUUUGUUCAGCAGACAAUAGUAGUAAGCGGAAGCGGAGAGGAAAAGAAAUAGGGUUAGUAUCAGAAGAUAGCGAACUAAUGAAUAAAGUAAAUGUCAUCAUGAAUAAAAUGAAUGAUAUGGUUUUCGAUCAAGAUGAGCCUGUCGCAGAGAUUAAAAAUAUUAUGUUGGAGGAAUUGACAAAUUUCAAAAAGAAUAUUGUAAGAAUGAUUACAAACGCAGUGAAAAAAGAAAUAAAAGUGAUCGGUUAUGAAAUGAAGAAGCUAAUUAAUGAGAAUGUGAAUUCUGUUAAUAGGAAAGAGUUGAAGGAAAAUAAAAAGAUAAUUGAAUCAUAUGCUGUUAAGGCUAAGAAAUCUAGAUAUGAUAACAUAAUCAUCGAACCAAAAAAAGACUAA